UUCAGAUACCACUUUCAAACGCUUCAAAGCUCAGGAGCGUCAAAGUUUCGGGUCAUGGCUCUUGACUGGAUCGGCUUUAGUUACGCCGCUCUGGUGGUGAUUGGAGGAUUCAUUGGUUAUGUGAAAGCAGGCAGCGUCACCUCUCUGGUCGCAGGGCUGCUAUUUGGGCUGCUGGCUGCGGGCGGUGCUUAUCUGGGCUCCCAAAACCCCAAGAAUGUCUGGCUGUCACUAGGCACCACAGGAGUGCUGACUGGCGUGAUGGGAAUGAGAUUUCUCAGCUCCUGGAAGUUCAUGCCUGCUGGUUUAAUGACUCUGGCGAGUGGACUGAUGCUGGCAAGGAUCAUAAGAGGGAUGCUGAAGAGGCCACACAGCUCCUGAAAAUAUUAAAUAAAAUGCAUUUUCUGUGUCUGUACAUAGUUUGAACGUGUUUUUUCCACUCACUUUUCUUGGUUGUCUUUUUUAUGACACUGCUUCUGUGUAAAAAUGUAGUUUAUUGUUAAAGGAAACGUUCUCUGGCCAACAAAACUCAUUAAAAAAUGUUAUUCUGAUGUUUACAAAA
Scomber japonicus (chub mackerel) is the source of this 559-nucleotide messenger RNA. RefSeq names its product transmembrane protein 14C-like. The record is from RefSeq and is a predicted model, not a curated record. NCBI's taxonomy places the organism in Eukaryota, Metazoa, Chordata, Actinopteri, Scombriformes, Scombridae. Gene Ontology annotation, biological process: regulation of heme biosynthetic process. The coding region runs from base 55 to 378 and encodes 107 amino acids. The transcript is spliced from 5 exons. Gene Ontology annotation, cellular component: mitochondrial membrane.